AUGGCUGAAGACAGUCAGUACACCAAGCGAGAAACAAGGAUGAAAGUUUGCGUGGACGCAGGCCAAGAGUUGUCGCUCCGCUAUGGUUGUCAGUUCUACGAGGUGUCGGCGGCCGAAAGCUACGCAGGCGUGUCGCUCGCGUUCCAGUCGCUGCUACGCGAGGCACGCAGCGUGCAGCUGUUGAGAGCGAUGCCCAUCCGACGCAAGCUGGGCGUCAACUCUGUCUCCAAAGUGCUCGGCACGAUUUUCGGACAGAAUAAGAGCCGAGAUCGCGGCAAGAAACGACCCUCGCUGUCUAUAUGACAUCGUGCAAGUUAUGAACUGUGAAAAUUUGAAGAACAGUUUUAUUGAUCGAGUUGAAUACAGUUAAAAAGUAGAAAAAAACCUUCAUAGAUAGAGUUGAAAACAUUUAUCGAUCAGAGAAACACUUUUAUUGAUUGAGUUGAAUACAGUUAUAUGACCUCGUUCAUAAUGAACUGUGGAAAUAUGGAAAACACUUUUAUUGAUUGAGUUGAAUACAGUUAUAUGACCUCGUUCAUAAUGAACUGUGAAAAUAUGGAAAACACUUUUAUAUAUUUCGAUUGAAUACAGUUAGAAAUCUGAAAACCCCAUUAUAGAUCAAGUUGAACACAGUUAUAUUUCUAUUGAUCGAGUUGAAUAGAGUUAUAGAUCGGAAAGACACCCUCAUAGAUCGAUUGUACACAGUUUUAGAUCAAGAAAACUGAUAUAAAUCGAUUCAAAUACAGUGUUUUAGAUCGAUAACAAUGUGAUGAGAUGUAAAUUAACCUCCAUAAGGCCGAUAAAAAUAUGUUUAUACAUAAAUUUUCACGUAAAGACGAACCAAAGUAUAAAAAAUACUUUUAUAUAGCGUGUUUAACUCAGUUGUAGGUCUAGAUGCUGAAACAAAUAAUAUUGUAUAAUGCAUAAAUAUAUACUAUGUACUAUAUAUUCAUAUUGUAUUGCAUUUUGAGCAAGUGAAAUAAAAUUUAUUCUAUUCUAUUCUAAAUUUGAUCGGAUUUGAUUGAAUGAUUCAGCAAUAUCGAAAUAGUUUGAUCCCGAAUGCCCGGUUGUAUUCAUCAAACUAAAUCUAACUAAAUAAAAUUGUUUGUAUUUCAAAAUGCAUAGUAUAUACAUAUUAUAUAGUCGAUAAUACAAGAAUAAUUUUGAAAAUAAAUCGUCAAAGACGAUACAUCGAAGCAGUACGGA
Messenger RNA from Nilaparvata lugens (brown planthopper), 1206 nucleotides. Its product is annotated as ras-related and estrogen-regulated growth inhibitor-like protein. NCBI's taxonomy places the organism in Eukaryota, Metazoa, Arthropoda, Insecta, Hemiptera, Delphacidae. The coding region runs from base 1 to 303 and encodes 100 amino acids. The transcript has 2 exons. The record is from RefSeq and is a predicted model, not a curated record.